AUGUCUAAAAGAAGUCAACCAGAAGAAGACGUAGUUAUCCCAUUGGAUUCCAAGAAACAAGUGACUGUCCGUAAGUUCAAUAACAUCAAUUUGGUGGAUAUUAGAGAAUUCUACGUUGACAAGGCUUCAGGAGAAAAGAAACCAGGUAAAAAGGGAAUUUCAUUAACUGAAGAGGUAUGGAAGAAUUUGAUAGAGAAUAAAGAUGUCAUUCAAGAAGCUUUGGACAACUUGAAUGGUGGUAAGAAGGCUAGGAUUGAAGAAGCAGAUAAAGAAGAUAAACCAUCAAACAAAGCCAAAAAGGAACCCAAAUCAAAAGAAUUUGUUGAAGAAUCAGAAGAAGAAUAA
Molecule: messenger RNA, 345 nt
Organism: Yamadazyma jaroonii
Lineage: Eukaryota; Fungi; Ascomycota; Pichiomycetes; Serinales; Debaryomycetaceae
Source: the annotation of a GenBank genome assembly